AUGAAUGCUAUGGUGGGUGUUUCCCAAGGAAAUCUUCGUUAUUUUAAGGCUCGGUUUCAGUUUCAGCUUAGUAUAGAUUCAGAUUUUGGUGCUGGCGGACUGUGGAUUUCAGCUCAGGCUUCGUUCAUGGUCAAGACAGUUUCUGUUCAGUGCAGAUGGUGUCUUGGUUCAGUUUCAACAGGGAAAUUGUUUGACCAGCUUGUUCCCAGUCCGGCAGUUUCAAAGUUCGCCUUCGUCGUAGUUUCAGCCGUUUUGGUUUACCCGUGGUGUGGUGUAAGGACUGUUCCAGUUUUAUUUAUUAAAGGCUCAUCUACAAUCAAUUUUCCCUUUCCCAUUCCAACCACUCCUCUCCAAUUAGCAUACUCAAACCGUAAGGCUCGGCGAUCUGCGACGUCGCGAACGGCAAGUUCGCCUGAGAAAAACCAGGGGCGUCACUUCGCUGAAAAUCCAGGCUUCGAUCCGGUUGGAACUCCGGCAACAAACCCUGCUUCUACCACGAAUUUGUGUCCGGAUUCCAUGGACCACGACUUCUCGCAGUGGCAAACUUCCCCCGACCAAGCGCAGUUCACAAGUCUCUGCCCACCGAAUUUGCACCCUCAUUCUUCCAAGUCGCAGGCAGCCCCGGGCGAGGUGCGGAAGACGGCGAGAUGGAACCAGCUGGAGCACAAAGCGUUCAUUGACACUUGCGAACUUGUCAUAUUUGAGGGUCACCGACGAGGCAAAUGCUUCUCCUCGAAAGGAUGGCAACGAAUAUCAGACCUGUUCAACUCGUCGACGGGGAAGGACUGGACGACAACGCAGAUGAAGAACUAUUGGAAUAAACUGCGAACGGAUCACAAACUUCUGUUUGAGUUGUUGCGAUGCACUGGAAUUGAGAAGGUGAUCGGCUCCACCUCUUUACCUUAUGGUUCCUCCGGGACAAAGACAAACGGAACUCGUACUGUGCUGCGAAGACACCUCACUUGA
Molecule: messenger RNA, 966 nt
Organism: Fraxinus pennsylvanica
Lineage: Eukaryota; Viridiplantae; Streptophyta; Magnoliopsida; Lamiales; Oleaceae
Source: the annotation of a GenBank genome assembly